Trichoderma reesei QM6a is the source of this 1601-nucleotide messenger RNA. RefSeq names its product glycosyltransferase family 62. NCBI's taxonomy places the organism in Eukaryota, Fungi, Ascomycota, Sordariomycetes, Hypocreales, Hypocreaceae. Gene Ontology annotation, biological process: cell wall mannoprotein biosynthetic process; protein N-linked glycosylation. Gene Ontology annotation, molecular function: alpha-1,6-mannosyltransferase activity. Gene Ontology annotation, cellular component: mannan polymerase complex. The record is from RefSeq and is a predicted model, not a curated record. The transcript is spliced from 5 exons. The coding region runs from base 195 to 1601 and encodes 468 amino acids.
UCAAUACGAGGAAAGCACUCCAACACGUUACAUUUCGCUCGGGCUCUGCCUCCUUGCCUUGCCUUGCCACACAGAAAAUCCAACCAAGUCCCGCGAUCAAUCGCCCAGCUUCAGUCACGCAGGUGGGAAGAGCGCGACAGAUCAAAGCAGGAUUUCUCUUUAGAUGUUUUCAUAAGCACGCCUGCGCCUCCAUCAUGAUGCCACGGCAUCACUCCAGCGGCUUUUCGAAUGGAUAUCCGCGCGCCGACACCUUCGAGAUUUCUCCCCACAGGUUCCAGCCAAGAGCCACGCUCCCUCCCCACAGGAAACGCAAGAGGACAGCGAUUCGCGUCGGCAUAGCAGUUGUUGUCAUCCUCGUCCUCGUCCUCUGGUUCGGCCAGCCCCGAUCUGUCGCCUCCCUCAUCUCGCUCGGCAUCUUGUCUGGAUACGAUGACCUGAAGCUCGAAACGGUCCGAUACUACGACCUCUCCAACGUCCAGGGCACCGCGCGCGGCUGGGAGCGCGAGGAGCGAAUCCUCCUCUGCGUCCCUCUUCGAGAUGCCGAGCAGCACCUGCCCAUGUUCUUCUCCCAUCUGAAGAACUUUACGUAUCCUCACAACCUGAUCGAUCUCGCGUUCCUCGUCUCCGACUCCAAGGACCACACGCUGGAAUCCCUGACGGAGCAUUUGGAGGCCAUCCAGGCCGAUCCGGACCCCAAGCAGCCAUACGGAGAAAUCUCCAUUAUCGAAAAGGACUUUGGCCAAAAGGUGAACCAGGACGUGGAAAGCCGUCACGGAUUCGCUGCUCAGGCAAGCCGCAGAAAGCUCAUGGCUCAGGCGCGCAAUUGGCUUCUCAGCGCUGCUCUGCGGCCAUACCAUUCUUGGGUAUACUGGCGUGAUGUGGAUGUUGAGACCGCACCCUUUACCAUUUUGGAGGAUCUGAUGAGGCAUAACAAAGACGUCAUUGUUCCCAAUGUCUGGCGUCCCCUUCCGGACUGGCUCGGCGGCGAGCAGCCCUACGAUCUGAACUCGUGGCAGGAAUCCGAGACCGCGCUCGCGCUGGCCGAUACUCUGGACGAAGACGCCGUUAUUGUCGAAGGCUACGCCGAGUAUGCCACCUGGAGGCCGCAUCUUGCCUACCUGCGCGACCCCUACGGCGACCCUGAUAUGGAAAUGGAAAUCGACGGAGUCGGCGGUGUCAGCAUCCUGGCCAAAGCAAAGGUCUUCCGCGCGGGCGUUCAUUUCCCGGCGUUUAGCUUUGAGAAGCACGCUGAGACGGAGGGUUUCGGCAAGAUGGCGAAGCGUAUGCACUUUUCCGUUGUUGGCCUGCCGCAUUAUACUAUCUGGCAUUUGUAUGAACCUAGUGUUGACGAUAUCAAGCAUAUGGAGGAAAUGGAAAGAGAACGGAUUGCUCGCGAAAAGGAAGAGGAAGAGAGGAAGAAGAAGGAAGCGCAGAUCAAAGAAGAGUUUGGCGAUGCCAACAGCCAGUGGGAGCAGGACAAGCAGCAGAUGCAGGAUCUCAAGUUGCAGGAUCGCGGAGGCGAUAAAGAGGCUGCUGCUGCUGGGGUGAACCAGGGCGCAGCCGCAAAGGCCGCGGGGGCCAUGGAAGGGCAAAAGAACUAA